UAUUUUCUGAAAUGAUAUAAUAAUUUUAAUUUUUUUAUUAUAAUUUGAAUAAUUUUCGUAAAUUUAAUUUUUUACCAUCAUCAUUAUCUUCUUCCAUUUCUGUUUUUUCUUCAAUGGCUUCAGUAUAUGAUUUAAUACAUUUAAUCAGAUACACAUAUAUAUUCAAAAAUACAUAUUUGGAAUUGUGAAAUGUAUGUACGGAAAUAUUGAAUCAAAUAUGUUUAACAUUAAUCCAUCUAAAUCAUCUUUAUUGGACACAAGUGAAAAUAAUGUUAUAAGUGAUAUGGAUUUGGAUAAAAUAGCUCUUCAUCUCAUUACUCAACAAAGAUUUAGAGAAAAUAUUAUAAUUCCAAGAACUGUAGGUCCGGUACGAAUUAAAACUAAUGAAGAAAAAUUAGUAGAAAGUGCAAUGGAAAGUUGUAUUUUUAAAAGUAUCGCAAGUUGUGUUAUAGGAUAUGGCUUGGGAGCUGCUAUAGGUUUAUUUUCAUCUAGUGUGAAUUCAAAUGUGGCCACUGUUGAAAAACAACAAACUGUUCGUGAAGUAUUUAGAGAAAUGAAAAUUACAACAUUGGGUUAUGCAAAAAAUUUUGCAGUAGUUGGUUGUGUAUAUUCAGCUAUUGAAUGUGCAAUAGAAUCGUAUAGAGGAAAAACUGAUUGGAAGAAUGGUACAUAUGCUGGUGGUUUAACAGGUGGAAUAAUAGGAUUAAGAGCUGGUAUAAAAGCAGGUUUAAUUGGAGCAGCAGGUUUUGCAGCUUUUUCAACAGUAAUAGAUUAUUAUAUGCAUAAAUCUUAAACAAUGUCACAUAUUAUUAUAGACAUAUAUUUAUAAAAAAAAAAUAUAAAACACACUCUGAGUAUACCUGUACAAUACGUAUAAAAGCAUAAGAAUAUUCUUAAUAUAAAAAUGCAUAUAUAUAAGUACAAUAGUUAAGAAAUAAAAUAAAAUUCAUGUAAUAUA
Apis cerana (Asiatic honeybee) is the source of this 958-nucleotide messenger RNA. Its product is annotated as mitochondrial import inner membrane translocase subunit Tim22. Gene Ontology annotation, cellular component: TIM22 mitochondrial import inner membrane insertion complex. Gene Ontology annotation, biological process: protein insertion into mitochondrial inner membrane. NCBI's taxonomy places the organism in Eukaryota, Metazoa, Arthropoda, Insecta, Hymenoptera, Apidae. Gene Ontology annotation, molecular function: transmembrane protein transporter activity. The record is from RefSeq and is a predicted model, not a curated record.